GCGGUGGGGGUUGCGGACAAAGGGACCCUGCGCACCUCCCACGCCGGCCCCCGCGCGCCCCGGCUGGCCACAUCUGGAAUUCAUUCCCGCCGCCGCCGGAAAGGGGAGGAGAGCGGGGCGGGGCCAGCGGGGGGCCGAGGCGGCGCCUCUCCCCGCCCCCCAUCCGUCGCCGGUCCCCAGCCCCGGGACGCAGCGGAGCCCGGCGGGCAGCCCCAGCCGCGGCCGUCCCGGGGACGCCGGAGCCAAGGCCCCCUCCAGCCAGGGCAGGGACCCGGGCCGGCCGAGCCAGCGCUGACAGCCCCAUGGCCCCGGCUGGCCGCUGAGCCCCAUCAUGGGCACCCCGUACUCAGAGUACCUGAACCCCGGCAAGGUCCAGGAACACUACAACUACACGAAGGAGACGCUGGACACGCAGGACACACUGUCCCGCCAGGUGGCCUCGGCGCUCAUCAUCCUCCUGUGCAUCGCCAUCGUGCUGGAGAACCUGCUGGUGCUGAUCGCCGUGGGCCGAAACAGCAAAUUCCACUCGGCCAUGUACCUGUUCCUGGGGAACCUGGCCGCCUCGGACCUGCUGGCCGGCGUGGCCUUCGUGGCCAACACCUUGCUGUCGGGGCCCGUGACGCUGGGGCUCACGCCCAUGCAGUGGUUCCUGCGUGAAGGCUCCGCCUUCAUCACGCUGUCCGCCUCGGUCUUCAGCCUGCUGGCCAUCGCCAUCGAGCGGCACGUGGCCAUCGCCAAAGUCAAGUUGUACGGGAGCGACAAGAGCUGCCGCAUGCUCCUGCUCAUCGGGGCCUCGUGGCUCAUCUCGCUGGCCCUGGGCGGGCUCCCCAUCCUCGGCUGGAACUGCCUGGGCCACCUGCAGGCGUGCUCCACCGUGCUGCCGCUCUACGCCAAGCAGUACGUGCUCUGCGUCGUCAGCAUCUUCUCCGUCAUCCUGCUGGCCAUCGUGGCGCUGUACGUGCGCAUCUACUGCGUGGUGCGCUCCAGCCAUGCCGAGCGCUCCGGCCACGCCGACGUGGCCGCCCCGCAGACGCUGGCGCUGCUCAAGACGGUCACCAUCGUGCUGGGCGUCUUCAUCGUGUGCUGGCUGCCGGCCUUCAGCAUCCUGCUCCUGGACUACGCCUGCCCCGUGCGCGCCUGCCCCGUGCUCUACAAGGCGCACUACUUCUUCGCCUUCGCCACGCUCAACUCGCUGCUCAACCCCGUCAUCUACACGUGGCGCAGCCGGGACCUGCGGCGGGAGGUGCUGCGGCCGCUGCGGUGCUGGGCGCGCGCCGUGGGGGCGCAGGGACGGCGCGGGCGGAACCCGGGCCAGCGGCUGCUCCCGCUGCGCAGCUCCAGCUCCCUGGAGAGGGGCACGCACAUGCCCACGUCGCCCACGCUGCUGGAGGACAACACCGUGGUCUGAGGGGGUCCCGGGCAUUUGCCUGCCGCGUUCCCGUGGCCACGCCCCCGGCU
Messenger RNA from Sorex fumeus (smoky shrew), 1458 nucleotides. It is a transcript of the gene S1PR2, whose product is annotated as sphingosine-1-phosphate receptor 2. Bases 332 to 1408 code for a protein of 358 amino acids. The record is from RefSeq and is a predicted model, not a curated record. Gene Ontology annotation, biological process: sphingosine-1-phosphate receptor signaling pathway. Gene Ontology annotation, molecular function: sphingosine-1-phosphate receptor activity. Gene Ontology annotation, cellular component: membrane. The transcript is spliced from 2 exons. NCBI's taxonomy places the organism in Eukaryota, Metazoa, Chordata, Mammalia, Eulipotyphla, Soricidae.